CGGCGCUCGUCUGAUGAGGGACGGACCCGCUUAAUUUCAUCUCACCACGCGUGCUCUCUUCUCUCUGCUCUUUCGACACCUCUGAUUUACGGCUCCCCGGCACAUAUGUCGCUCGCAGCGGGACCAGGUCGAGGCGGCGGCGUCGGAGCAGCGCAGCUGCCUGGCGAGCUCCAGCUCGUCGUCGACAAGCAUGUAGCAUAUGUGCAGAGCCUGGAUACGCGCAGAGACGAGCUCGAAUACCACCUCACCGAACAUUUGCGCAUCAGCGGCAUCUACUGGGGCCUUGUGUCACUUCAUCUGCUUGGACACCCGGACGCUCUGCCUCGAGACGGCUUGUUGGCGUACCUAUUCAGCUGCUUGCACGAAAAUGGAGGGUUCGGCGCAGCACCAGGACACGACCCGCACAUGCUCUAUACGGUGUCUGCUGUGCAAAUACUCGCCAUGAUCGAUGGCUUUGACGAGCUGGAGCAGCGGGUGCCCAACGGCAAGAUGAAGGUCGCACAGUACAUGGCAGGACUGCAACAGCCGAAUGGUACAUUCGCUGGAGACAAAUGGGGUGAGACUGACUCUCGGUUCCUGUAUGCGGCGCUCAACGCACUUUCGUUGCUCCAAAUGCUGCCUCAUCAGCGACCUGAAGAGCCACCUCUGAUCAACCUUGAGGCCGCCAUACAAUAUGUCAAAGCAUGCCAAAACUUUGAUGGUGGCUUUGGCGUUGCUCCUGGCGCAGAAUCACAUUCCGGGCAGGUUUUCACGUGCAUAGGCGCUCUCAAGAUUGCCGGCGAGGUCGAUUCUUACCUUGGCGAAGAAGGUAAAGAUCGCCUAGGCGCAUGGCUUUCAGAACGCCAACUGCCCAGCGGCGGCCUCAACGGUAGGCCAGAGAAACUCGUAGACGUCUGCUACAGUUGGUGGGUGCUCACGAGUCUGGCCAUGAUCGACCGUCUGCACUGGAUCGAUAAAUCCAAGCUUACACACUUCAUUUUGCAAUGCCAGGACCCAGAUCAGGGUGGUUUUGCAGACAGACCUGGCGACAUGGUCGACGUAUUUCACACCUGUUUUGGCACGGCCGGUCUCAGUCUGCUCGGGCAUCCUGGGCUGUUGGAGGUGGACCCGGCGUACUGCAUGCCAAAGCACAUUACUGAUAGACUUCUCGGGAGAACGCCAUGAAGCUUAUAUCGACCUCAUCCUAUCGAAAGUAGGACUGUACCUGCUUUGCGUACUCACGAAGACACGAAGACACGAACGAUGUUUUUGGUGAACGCCUAUUGCCCAGCUGAAGACCUGUUUUGUCCGCAAGCUCGAAUAGGUCGCGGGUUAACAAGUUUCUUGUUCCCUGGCAACGUGUGUGGCACAUCACGGUAGGUAGUCACAUGCAAGAUGCAUGCGCGUGCUUCGCGCCACUGGUCCCUCUCGCAAUCUAAUAACCC
Molecule: messenger RNA, 1424 nt
Organism: Cercospora beticola
Lineage: Eukaryota; Fungi; Ascomycota; Dothideomycetes; Mycosphaerellales; Mycosphaerellaceae
Gene: BET2
Product: Rab geranylgeranyltransferase BET2
Biological process (GO): protein geranylgeranylation
Cellular component (GO): Rab-protein geranylgeranyltransferase complex
Molecular function (GO): Rab geranylgeranyltransferase activity
Source: RefSeq, a predicted model, not a curated record